This is a messenger RNA of Magallana angulata, 1498 nucleotides long. RefSeq names its product cAMP-regulated phosphoprotein 19-like. Bases 82 to 453 code for a protein of 123 amino acids. Gene Ontology annotation, cellular component: cytoplasm. The transcript is spliced from 3 exons. The record is from RefSeq and is a predicted model, not a curated record. NCBI's taxonomy places the organism in Eukaryota, Metazoa, Mollusca, Bivalvia, Ostreida, Ostreidae. Gene Ontology annotation, molecular function: protein phosphatase inhibitor activity.
CAAUAGAUUUCAUUGGACAUUAGAAUACUUAAUUGUUCUUCGCCAUAUUUUGAUUAUUUAGGCGCAGAAAACACUCAAAUAAUGAGUUCACCUGAUGAAAGCACCAAUAAGCCAACAGGAGACGAUGUAUUCGUUAAACCAGCAACCCCUGAUUUGUCCACCGCUGAGAAAAUGAAACAAGAAGAGGAAAAGUUAAAGAAAAAAUACCCCAACAUGAAGGCUGGUGUUGGUGGUUCUGCACUUCUAUCAAAGCGUCUUCAAAAGAACAAGUACUUUGAUUCUGGAGAGUACAAUAUGACAAGGGCAAAAAUGAGAGGAUCAAAGUUACCACCUGCAGCGCAGGAAAACAUGAUCCUUCAGGAGCCCCCAGGAGAUGCCAUCCCCACCCCAGAGGCCAUAGCCACAAUUAGGAAACCUUCCCUUCAACAGAGCAAGCUGGCAGAGCAUUCAUGAAGAAGAAUUAAAUGGAUAUUUUUGUAUAAUUUAAAUAGUGCUUCUCACCUACCAUCUAUAGUCAAAUUAUACUUGUCAUGUAAUUAUCACAUGGAAGAUUAUUCAUCAUUGAAAAACGGUGGCAUUUUUUGUCCAUAUUGCAAAACUUUCAACGUAUUUGGUAAAAAACAACAAAACAAGAAUAUGAAUGGAAUAUUUUAGACAAUUAUCAUUUUGUCUCAAUUGAACUUUUUCAUUUUGUCUGUGAUCAGUGUGAUGUGAAAUUUAAGUGGUGAAUAUUUGUGCACUACAUCAACAUUGAAUUUGAUGUGUAUAUCAGACAUCAAUGACUUUUAAAAUCUUCAGGAAUGUUUGUUUUCUUACAUGAAAUUAGACUUGUGUUAAAACAUUUCCAUUGUUACAUUCAGACGUUCAUUUGUUGACAGAACAUAAAUGUUUAAAUACAUAGUAUAUUGUAAGUCAAAUAUAUCUUGAGAGAGAGAGAGGGGGAAAGAGUGAGAGAGACAUAGUGAGUGAGAUUGUUUGUGCUUUGUUUUUCAUUUUCUUCAUGCACUAUAGUAUGAUAGUUCCACAAACAAUGGUCCCUUUAAAUCGAUAGUUUCUUCUAUAUGCUAGUUGUUCAGAAUUCAUUAAGAUUUUAUAAGAAAAAUAGAAACAGAUGCUUUUUAGCCAAUGUAGGAUUGCUCUAUUGUGCUUAGCGGUUUACCUUUUUCAUGUAAAUUAUCGUUAUAAUUUUGGCUUGGUAAGAAAAUUUUUAAUUUAAUAAAACACUUUGUCCUUCUUUUUUUUUUAAAACAUAAAUGAUGUAUUUUAAAGUUUUGCAUUAUCAAAAUACGCGGGGCAGUGUGGUUAACAAAGUUUAUAAAUGUUUUUUUGGAUUGAAAGCUUAAGCCUAUUUUCAGGUAAACUUUCAACAAAGUGUACCAUGUAUUUAUAUAUAAUGUAAAUAGAUACAUGUAUUUUUUCUUUUUUAGAUAUGAUCACCUCAGUCCAAUAUUGUUAUAGUUUUGUUUAAAGAUCAAGAAAUAAAACAAGAGUUAUGUUA